Molecule: messenger RNA, 1026 nt
Organism: Scatophagus argus
Lineage: Eukaryota; Metazoa; Chordata; Actinopteri; Scatophagidae
Gene: emc6
Product: ER membrane protein complex subunit 6
Exons: 2
Coding region: 241-573 (110 amino acids)
Biological process (GO): autophagosome assembly; protein folding in endoplasmic reticulum
Cellular component (GO): endoplasmic reticulum; EMC complex; membrane
Source: RefSeq, a predicted model, not a curated record
GCUGUUCCCAUAAUGCACUGCGAAGGAGCAUGGCCGACUCUUGUGUAGGAGUGUCAUCUAAAGGAGAAUGAUUUCGCUGUUUCCUUGCCAUUUCAGCUGACGUUCGUUACAAGCAAUCUAUUAUUCAAGUUUGAGAAGUUACGCCUCUAGAUUAUGUUUUUCUAAUCGCGCUGUGAAGAACAGACGAGUCCCUGCAUUUACUUCCGCAGCAACAUCCUGUGAUAGCUGACCAGAGCCAAGAUGGCAGCAGUUAUAGCCAAGCGUGAGGGACCACAGUUCAUCAGUGAAGUAGCUGUGAGAGGCAACGCCGCCGUGCUGGACUACUGCCGCACCUCUGUAUCGGCCCUGUCUGGAGCAACAGCUGGCAUCCUGGGUCUGACUGGACUGUAUGGCUUUAUUUUUUACUUCCUGAGUGCGUUUCUCCUCUCCCUGUUGCUUAUUCUCAAGGCUGGACGGCGGUGGAACAAAUUCUUUAAAUCACGGCGGCUGCUCUUCACCGGCGGCCUUGUUGGAGGUCUUUUCACUUACAUCUUGUUCUGGACUUUCCUCUACGGGAUGGUGCAUGUGUACUAAAACGGUCUACCACAGAUAACCCUGAAUUAAUCCUAACUAAUGCCACAUCAACCAAUAAUGUUGUCUGUCCUGCUGUUUUUUUUAGAAAAGCUAUUAGUGAAAGACUUUUGGGUUUUCCAUUAUAAACUGUUGAUUCAACAGAGGAUGUGUCAAUAAUUAUAGUAUGCAGAAUAAAAUGUCCUCUUAUCCUUCCUCGUCCACACUUAGCUAUGACUGAACUUAUUAAACCUGUAAAUCCUGCUCUGUGCUUGGUGUCAGCUGUACAAGGAUAAGAGCAGUUAUGAUAAUGUAGGUUGUAUUGUAACAUAGAUUAAAAACACAUCACAUCCACACAAGUUGUAAGUAUUUGGGAUUACAUUUCAUGUACAACACUGUGGUUUAAGAUAACUGAUCUAAAUACUGAUUGAAAUAAAUACCUCUGUACAACUUCACUGAAUAAAUCAUUGAUCGGUU